This is a messenger RNA of Numida meleagris (helmeted guineafowl), 695 nucleotides long. RefSeq names its product hook microtubule tethering protein 2 (gene HOOK2). Lineage: Eukaryota; Metazoa; Chordata; Aves; Galliformes; Numididae. Gene Ontology annotation, molecular function: dynein light intermediate chain binding; microtubule binding. The record is from RefSeq and is a predicted model, not a curated record. Gene Ontology annotation, biological process: cytoplasmic microtubule organization; cytoskeleton-dependent intracellular transport. Gene Ontology annotation, cellular component: cytoplasm; centrosome.
CUUUUGGAUACAGAACCCAUGGAGGCGAUGAUGGUGGAGACAUACGAGAGCUUUGAUGCUCAGUCACGGCGCUAUUACUUCCUGAGCGAGGAACCCGAGGAUGCUGUGGGGCCGCAGCAGCGCUGCCUGGAGCUGGAGCAGCAGGUGGCAGCGCUGCUGGAGGAGAAGGGCAGCCUGGCCCAGGAGAACCGGGUGCUGCGGGAGGAGAAAGCCCAGCUGGAAGCUGACGCCGUGGGUGCUGCCUCCAAGAAGCUGCAGCUGCUGCAGGCGCAGGUGGAGGAGCUGCAGGAGGAAAACUACCGGUUGGAGAGUGGGAAGGAGGAGCUGCGGGCGCGCUGCAGCCGGCUGGAGCAGGAGGCGCGGGGGCUGCAGGCGCGGGCGGAGGAGCUCAGCAGCCUGGCUGGGGAAGCACGGGCACUGCGUGACGAGAUGGACGCGCUGAGGGCAUCCUCUGCCCGUGCGGGGCGGCUGGAGGCGGCGGUGGCAGCGUACCGGGGCCGUGCGGCGGCGGCGGGGGCCCUGAGGCGCUGGGUGCGGGCGCUGGAGGAGCGGCACGCCGGGCAGCUGCGCCGUGCCAACGCGCUGCAGCAGCAGCUGGGCAGAGCGCAGGCGGGCAGGGCGCAGCUGGAGGCGGCCCGACGGCAGGUGGGCGGGGCUUCGGGAGAGGGGCGGGGCUACAGGUGGUGAGCGGGAUA